UUCCGCCGCGAGAGGUUCAAGCUCUUAAUAAACUCUUCAUUAAACAGACGGAUCCGGACAUAUCGAGCCGAGCUCAAGUGACAAUUAGCUAGCGCGGAUUGACGCAAUCAGAAAAUGCAUUGGCUUACAUUAAUUUUGGUGGGGCUGUUCGCCUCGAUCCUAUCAAUAACGCAGUGUGUGGCAGUGGAGCCGCCGGAUGAUGGCAAAUUACGGGUUUGUGUGGUGGAAUCGCGUGGCAACUAUCGGAAAACCCCAAAGUUCUGUCCCCUGCUGGAGGCCAAGAGCAACAUCGAGUGCGUCAUUGGCGUGGACCGGCUGGACUGUGUGCGUCGCAUUCACAAGGGCACAGCUCACUUUGGAGUGCUAUCCUCUGAGGAUUUGGUGGCGGCCAGAUGGGCAAGCGUCGAGAUCCUGGUGGCCAGUGAGCUCCGCUCGCACGAGUCCAACUUCGAAUAUGAAAUUGUGGCUGUGGUUGACAAUCAUGCCGACAUCCAUACCGUGCAUGAUCUUAGAGGAGCUCGAUUGUGCCAUCCGGGCUAUGGACUGGGCAAUCACUGGACCGAGGUGCUAGCCAAUUACUUUGAAUCGGCCUUGGUCUCAAAAACUUGCAAUCCCGAGCUUACUGUGACAGAGGACAGGAUUGCUUCCACAGCCAAAUACUUUGGUCCCAGCUGUAAAGCAGGUCCUUGGGUUCCCGAUCCCAAGCAGGAUCGCAUUCUUAAAGCACGCUACCCCUCACUAUGCCAAAUGUGCUAUGAUCCCCUCAGCUGCGAUCAGAACGACAAGCACUGGGGGCGACGUGGUGCUCUCUAUUGUCUGACCAGUGGUGGAGGAAAUGUAGCUUGGGCUAGACUCGAUGACGUGCGCAGCCACUUUGGGUUCUCCGGCAUAUCGGCUCAGGCAGCUCCUUCGGAUUACAGCUUCCUUUGCCCUGAUGGCCACUUGCAGCCCAUCAACGUAACCCAACCCUGUAUCUGGGUGGCCAAGCCCUGGCCCGUGGUGGCUGCCCGUCGCACCCAUGCCGCUCAGAUUCAGCGACUGGUCACCGGACUGAGUCACGACGAGCCGGAUAGCUGGCAGAAUGCUCUUCUCAGCCUUUUGGAGACAUAUCAUGUGUUCACUGUGCCUUUGGACAAUGUGAUUGCCAUUGACGACUACUUGGACCAGGCUACCGCCUUCCAGUCAGCCUACAGCUUCCCCGAAUGCAAUCCCCCGCGCUCCAUCGUCUUCUGCACCACCUCCAUCAUCCAGCACAUUAAAUGCUCGUGGCUGCAGGAGGCCUCUCAGGUGUAUGGGGUUCAACCCAAUAUUCAGUGUGUGCGUACCAUGGAUGUGGAACAGUGCCUGGAUGAUACAAAGCUGAGGAGCACUGAUGUGGUCCUCGUGGAUCAGGAGAUGCGCGUUAGGGCACAGAGAGAUUAUAAUCUGGUGCCACUGCUCUACGAAUUUUCCACGGAUAUGCACGAUCGAUAUGUGACUAUUGCAGUGGUCCACAAGGAUGCCAAAUUCCAAAGCUUCAAGGAUCUCGAGGGAGCCAGAGCUUGCUUGCCCUCCUUCGAGGGAGCUGCCCAUCUAUCAGUCCAGGAGACCAUUGUGAAUGCGACAGGAAAAGUGCACUCGCUGCACUCCUAUUUCCAUCGCAACUCCUGUCUCUGGGAUCCCGAAAAGGGAAGGAAGUGUCCGCUGCACUACCAGGGCGAUGAAGGGGCACUACGCUGUCUGGCGGAAGGAGCACAAGUGGCCUUCAUCAGUUCGGAUAUGUACAAAAAAUACUUGAGUGGCAACAUCACCUCUGAUUGGGUGGCUCGUGGAAAACACAAGGACUUCCGGCUCCUGUGUCCCUACGGAGGCAUCGAAAGACGCUCGAAUUUUGAGUUCUGCUACCUCCACUGGACCACCCGAGGCCACCUCAUGACCCACAACAGCUCCCUGACUCGGCAUAACGAGAUCUACAAUUCCCUUCGGGACAUGGAUCAACUAUUUGGUCGGAAAUACAAAAGCGACACUCGUCCAUUCACCCUGUUUGGCAUCUUCGACAAAAGAAACGAUGUUCUUUUCCGGGACACCACGGAUGGACUACUGGGACUCCAGGAGCUGCACCGGGAUAACGCCAAGCGGGUAAUGGAGCACAUCUAUGAUCGCUAUACCAACACUCAGUACUACAAGAACUUUGAGGAAAGUGGAGCCGAAUAUUCCAGUUUCAGCUGCUCACUGCUUUUGCUGUUCUGCCUAUUAUUCACAAUAGGGCGACAGUUCGCCUAGUCCAAUCUCAAAUAUAAUCUUAAAUAUUGUGAUAUUAAGCUAAAUAUAAGUUAAGAAUAAAAAUAGUUUUGAAAAGAGCUGUAUCACCUUA
Molecule: messenger RNA, 2353 nt
Organism: Drosophila bipectinata
Lineage: Eukaryota; Metazoa; Arthropoda; Insecta; Diptera; Drosophilidae
Gene: Tsf3
Product: Transferrin 3
Biological process (GO): iron ion transport
Cellular component (GO): early endosome; recycling endosome; plasma membrane
Source: RefSeq, a predicted model, not a curated record